Molecule: messenger RNA, 674 nt
Organism: Cylicocyclus nassatus
Lineage: Eukaryota; Metazoa; Nematoda; Chromadorea; Rhabditida; Strongylidae
Source: the annotation of a GenBank genome assembly
GGUUUAGAAAUGCAUCCGGUGUGUUUACUAGCAUUCGCUACGAUUGUUGUGGUCAUACGCGCUGAUCAAGAUCGUCCAAGGGUAGCAUGGGUGCCGAUUGAAACUCGCAAUAUUAGCGACGUCGUUAGCAAAGCUCUCGAAGGCAGUGAAGAGCGACUUGUUAGAAUAGGAAAAAUGUUAUCGGAUUCCUACGACAAGAUGGCUAGAGACAGUGAAGAGGGCCAACAGAAGAUCCGACAGUUGGAAACCACCAGUAUUUCACCAGAAGUCACGACAGUAACCACAUUGCUAAUGAGCAUUCUGAGUCUCGGGACCAUCUAUUUGUGACCUCCGAAGCCCUUCUAGUCAAAAACCGUUGCCUUUGCAAAAUCCACUGCACCGAUUAACUAUCGAGUCCUGCCUCCGUAGGGAGUGUCGCAUGAUGACACUUUCAAAUAUUUUAGCCUCAAAGCUCCUUAAACUCCUUUCUUUGUCGAUUACCAUUUACCCGUGUUGCUGUUAAUCCUCUACAAACGAGUAUGCCAUUAUUAAUGAGCUAAUCAUAUGUCACUUCUAUCUCUCUGAAGAUUACUGCAUCGUGUGUUGUGUUGCUAAGAAUCCUUUGGUAAAAAGUGUAAUCACAGUUAUUAUGAGAUUCCAAUUGACACUUCCCAUGUGUUCACAUAUAAAGCGAU